Molecule: messenger RNA, 3114 nt
Organism: Scheffersomyces amazonensis
Lineage: Eukaryota; Fungi; Ascomycota; Pichiomycetes; Serinales; Debaryomycetaceae
Gene: MTR10
Product: Mtr10p
Exons: 1
Coding region: 41-2953 (970 amino acids)
Biological process (GO): protein import into nucleus
Cellular component (GO): cytoplasm
Molecular function (GO): small GTPase binding
Source: RefSeq, a predicted model, not a curated record
CAUUUCUUCAACUAUAAUAACUAUAUAACAUAUCGAGACAAUGUCGUCUUCCGAAGCGUUACAACAGUUGAAACAGGCCUUGGAUACUAUGUAUUCUAAUCUGGCACAAGAAGAUAAAAUAAGAGCAACACAUUUUCUUGAAUCAUUCCAAAGAUCUCAAGAAGCUUGGGAACUUGUAGUUAAUAUAUUAAAUGAUGAUUCAAUUAAUGAUAUUCAAUUUAAAUUGUUUGCAGCACAAACAUUACGAUCCAAACUUACUUAUGAUUUGACUCAAUUACCUGAAUCAAAUUAUGAACAAUUAAAAAAUUCUUUAAUAGAUUUAAUUAAGAAAUAUCCUUUACAAGAUCAAAAAUUAAUAAGAACUCAAUUAUCCAUUGCAUUAUCUCAAUUAAGUUUACAAUAUUUGACUUGGCAACAAGCUGUACCAGAAAUAAUAACAAAAUUAUCUUCUGAUAAACAAUAUUUACCAUGUUUAUUGGAUUUCUUAAGAAUCUUACCAGAAGAAUUAUCCGAUAUUAAGAAAACUUCAUUAACUGAUGAAGAAUUUAUGGAAAGAACAAAAUUAUUAAUAUCUAAUAAUGUAGGACAAGUAUUAGCUAUCUUAGAUAAUUUAGUAUCUACUACUAAAGAUUCAAAAACUGAUCAAAUUAUUUUAGAUUGUCUUAAUAGUUGGAUUAAAGAAUGUCCUAUCGAACAAAUUCUUCAAAUAAAUUCUCUUACUUCAUUAAUAUUUCAAAGUUUAUCCAAUGAUAUUUCAUUUGAUAAAGCAAUCGAAUGUCUUGUUACAAUAAUAGGUGAAACCAAAGAUAUCGAGAAUUAUGAAUUAAUUGAUGCAUUAUAUCAACAAAUUAUUGAAUUGAAUACUUAUAUGAUAAGUUCAAAUAAAUUACAAGAUCCUGAAACAGUAGAAGGAAUCACAAGAUUAUAUGUUGAAGCUUGUGAAUCAUGGCAUGUAUUAAUUGCAAAGAAUCCUAAACAUUUUAAACCUUUAGUUGAAAUUUUAUUAGAAUCAUGUAAAUAUGAAGAAGAUUUAGAUAUUGUCAAGUAUACUUUUUAUUUUUGGUAUUUAUUAAAACAAAUUAUUACUUUACCAAAAUUUGAAUCUUCUAAAACUGUAUUUUCUAAUAUUUAUGAAGAAUUAAUUUCAAUUAUUUUAAAGCAUUUGACUUAUCCUAUUACAGCCAAUGAUAAUGACUUGUUCGAAGGAGAUAAAGAACAAGAAGAUAAAUUUAAAGAAUUUAGAUAUGAAAUGGGUGAUGUUUUAAAGGAUUGUUGUUCAGUGGUUGGAGCGACUAAAUCAUUAAAUAUUCCAUUCCAACAAAUUCAAAGAAUAAUUGGAGGUGAAUCUCAAAAUUUUCAUUGGCAACAUUUAGAAGCUGCUUUGUUUUCAAUGAGAACAAUGGCCAAAGUAGUUUCUACCAAAGAGCAUACUAUUUUACCUAGCAUUAUGUCACUUUUAGUUCAAUUACCUGAUCAUCCAAAAAUAAGAUAUGCAGCUACUUUAGUAUUAGGUAGAUAUACUGAAUGGACUGCAAAGAAUCCUCAAUUUUUAGAACCUCAAUUAACUUAUAUUACUAAAGGAUUUGAAAUCAUAAAGAAUAAUCCAACUGAUACUAAAAACAAUGAAGAUAUCAUUGUAUCUGCAUCUCGAGCUUUAAUGUAUUUUUGUAAAGAUUGUUCCGAAUUAUUAGUUGGAUAUCUUGAACAAUUAUAUAUGUUAUAUGGUCAAAUCAAUAAUGAAUUAGAUAUAGAAUCUACCUAUGAAUUGGUUGAUGGUUUGGCUCAUGUUAUUCAAAAAGUUCCUACUGAAAAUUUACAAAAGACUACAGAAAUGUUUAUUGCUCCAACAUUAGAAAAGAUUCAAAAUUUUAUUGCUAGUGGUGGAGCUCCAACUGCUACGGCAAGUCAAGAAGAUAUUUAUACUCAAAUUGCAGAUCAAAUUGAAAUUAUAACUAUCUUUAUUAAUGUAUUAAGAGCCAAGGAUUUUAAAAAUCCAAACUUUCCAGUUUGUGAUUUAUUCAUCGCUAAAAUAUGGCCCCUGAUUCCUCAACUUUUAACAUUAAUUGGAGGUAAAUCUAUUAUUGUUAGCGAAAGAACCUUAAAAUUAUUAAAAGCAAGUAUUCAGUCAUUCAGUACUUAUUUAAAUAAUUUAUUACCAGAUAUAGCUACCAUAUUACAUGAGGGAUUUAAAAGUACAAGAUAUGGAUGUUAUCUUUGGGUUUCUGGUAUUUUAAUUCGAGAAUAUGGAGAUGAAUAUACUAGUGAAGAAAUUAAAGAAGCUGUUUAUCAAUUUGGUUUAUCUCAAAGUGCAACAUUCUUUGAAUAUGUUUUUCAAGAACGUAAUGAAGAAGCAAUUAAAAGUAUACCUGAUGUAAUUGAUGAUUUCUUUAGAAUGUCUGAUGAUUUAUUAAUGUAUUAUCCAUUCAAAGUUAUUCCAAAUUUAGAAUUUUUGAAAUCAGUAUUAAAAUUAAGUUUAAUUACUUUAGGAUUAAUUAAUGAAUAUGAUACUAUAGUUUCAUGUGUUCAUUUCUUAAUUGAUUUAAUUAGUUGGGGUUCAUCAAAUCCUCCAAUUUCUUUAUUUAAUGAUGAAAAUCCUGAAUAUAUUAAGAAAUUAAUUCAAGAAUUCCUUACAUUAGAUAAUAAUGGAGGAGAAUUAUUAAGAGUUGUAUUAAAUGGAUUAAUUUUUAAAUUUAAUGUUGAUGUUCAUCAAGAUGUUAAUGAUUUAAUUCUUAAAAUAUUAGUUAUUGUACCUGAUAAAAAUCUUGGAAUUAAUUGGUUACAUCAAGUUGUUAAUUCAUUACCUAAUGUUAAUAAUAAAGAAAUUGAAAAAUUAAUUAAUACUUUAGGUACUGCAUUAGUUAAUAAAGAUAAUCGUCGGAUAAGAUCUUCCCUUAAAGAUUUCGUCAAUUGGUAUUCUCGUAAGAAUAUUUCACCAAGAUCUGAAUUCAACUAAUAGAUUCAUCAAUAUAGUUACAUAGUAAUAAUAUAGACAAACAUAAACGAUUAAUGAAUGACACAAUAUAAUUCUAUAAUUUCUACAAAUAAGAUCUCUGAGCGGGGCCAUAUCUCCAGGGUUUUAAGGUACAUUAUCAAAACAAGAAAUUCGGAUAUACA